Messenger RNA from Ornithodoros turicata, 4740 nucleotides. RefSeq names its product ubiquitin carboxyl-terminal hydrolase 10-like. The coding region runs from base 104 to 2710 and encodes 868 amino acids. Lineage: Eukaryota; Metazoa; Arthropoda; Arachnida; Ixodida; Argasidae. The record is from RefSeq and is a predicted model, not a curated record. Gene Ontology annotation, biological process: DNA damage response, signal transduction by p53 class mediator; protein deubiquitination; regulation of autophagy. Gene Ontology annotation, cellular component: nucleus; cytosol. Gene Ontology annotation, molecular function: cysteine-type deubiquitinase activity. The transcript has 16 exons.
UGAGCACGUGGUGUCGGCGCAUGCUCAGGGCAGGUCUUCCGCCAUUUUUACCACAACAUGUCGGUUUGCGGUGGUAGUAUGCCAUGAUACAGAGAUUUCUACAAUGGGCGAGACGCAUUUGAGUCUAGAGUUUCUCGAUCGCUCUGGCCUCAAGCCUGAGGAACAAAAAGAAUUGGAUGAAAUCCUCAGCAAAAGUUGCAGAUAUGUAGAACUACCAUGGACAGAGCAACAGGCAUUCGUUCUGGACAAUGCCAGUCUCCCUGAACCAGCACUGCCAGAAGCAGUACCACCCAUGGAAUCACCUCCUGUGAUCACUGAGGUGAUCUCCACACAUCCAGAGGUGAUCCCCGUGACAUGUACUGUGGGGCCACCCUUCCCUGGCCUCCACCAUGCCCCUCCUCCGCUCCCCAUGGGUGUCCCGCAAGGAGAAGGGGGGGCACAUCCAGGGGAACACUAUAUCCCUCCACACUUGCCCCUGAGGUGCGUAGUGUUCCCUCAGCCCCCCCACACCGUGUAUGGCCAAAUCCUGGGACCUCAUGACCUGGUGUACGACACCCUUCCCCCUGCAACAGAGCAGCAGCUUCCAUCCCAAGCGAUACUGCUGGAAAAGGGUCCGGUAGAAGGCCCCGUGAAACGUGGUGGUCGCAGGGGUCAACAUCGGGCCAGUAAAGGAGGUGGAAGGGCUGUUCCCGUUGAUACUGCACAAAUGGAGCUGCUGGAUACUGGCGAUGCUCUUUCAUGGAACCACCCGGCCGCACACCACCCAGGGGCUGCCAUGCAGUACACAACAGCUGCCCAAUACCUGCCUCCGAUCUACAUGAUGGGUCAUGCUCCCCACUACGCACCACAGACCUAUUACAGCAACCACCCACCCCAAUACGUGCCCAUGGUACCUGGCAGCGAGUCCUUGCCCCCUCUUGCUCCACCAGCAUCCCUGGAGGUGCCGCCCCCUAUGAGUCAUCCCCCUCCAUCUCUGCUUCCUCUACCCAUGGUGACAGAGGCAGGGUCCCUGUCCUUCACGACGGUGGACAGUGUGGAUGCUGAGAAACCACUAGAGUCUGUAGACCCCCCUGCAUCUGAGACUCACUUUGAGGAGCCAGCCCUUGGUGAAGCUCAGGUUGCCGACUGCCCCCCUACUCCACCCAAGACUCCCGAGGUGCAUCAUGCUUCGGAACUGAAGGAGAAGGCUCGUACGCCUGUUAAGGAGGCACCACCCGUAGCUGCCGCUGUCUCAGAGUCGCCGCCAGCAGAGGUGGUUCCACCACCGACGACCACCAAGCCUGUCGCAUCCACAAGAACGCCGCAACCGUCCCCCACAGCUGCUCCAUUGAGCACGCCUGUCGUGAAUGGAACGGGGCAGAGAUCCUGGGCCUCUCUCUUCAAGGGGAGCAGCACUCCCUCUGGAGAAGCCGGCACUCCUUUGGCCAGGGCUGUGUCACCCUUGCAGAACGAGUCGAUGAAAGCAGAAACCUCUACUGAGGAAGAGGUUGUGCCUCAGACUGAAGAAGAUGAGCAAGACUUGAGCCUAGGCCGUGCACUGCACAACUUUGUCGUGAGCCACGAGCCUCCAUUCAUCCAGCCUAGAGGCCUCGAGAAUGGCAAGAAUUGGUGCUACAUCAAUGCUAACUUGCAGGCCUUGCUGGCAUGUCCUGCAUUUUACAAUUUGAUCUACAACCUUCCGCUCCUACCAGGCAUGCAAAGGGUCUCAUCUCGUGCACCCCUCAUUGAGUGCCUGCUACACUUCCUGCAUUCAUACUCAACACCCCUCACCACUGGUUCUGGCAAAAAGAAGGAUGAAGUGGUGAUUGGGCCAACGUACAGCCCAGAGGCUUUCCGCAACUUCUUGAUCAAAAUCAAGCCGGACUGCAAAAAGGGCAAGCAGGAAGAUGCUGAGGAGUUCCUAAGCUUCGUGUUGAAUGGGUUGCACGAUGAGAUGGUGGCCUUGAUGCGGACUGUGCAAAAUGGAGUUAAUGGACAGUGCAACGGCAGUCCCGAUGGUGACCACCAUAGGAAAGAGCUUGAGGAGGACUCUGAAGGUGGAGCAUGGCGCACUAUGGGUCACCGCAACAAGAACAUGGUAACUCGUACAGCGGAAUCCUUGGCUUCCCCAGUUCGAGAGAUCUUUGGUGGCGUAAUGCGGUCGUGUGUGACUGCAGAUGGCGAAUCAUCUGCUUCCCUCCAGCCAUUCUUUACGCUUCAACUGGAUAUCCAGGACAGAUUUGCAUCGGUGGAAGAUGCUUUGGCUCACCUAGCAGCUGAGGAGUGUGUGCAGGAUUACUGGAGUGCCAAAAGCAACCAAGAGAUGGAAGCACAGCGUCGCACUACCCUCGAGAAGCUUCCGCAGGUGCUCAUUUUGCACCUGAAACGCUUUGUGUAUGAUAAGAACGGAGGCUGCAAGAAGCUUAUGAAUAGCAUUUCCAUCCCGCAGAAGCUGGAUUUGGACCGCAGGUUACUCUCCAAGGAACGCACCACGAAUGCGAAGCGACGUAGCUAUCAGCUCUUUGCAGUGUUGAGCCAUAGUGGUGAGCGCACAGACAAAGGACACUACGUCACCGAUGCAUACCAUCCUGCCGGUCGCUUGUGGCUUCGCUGCGAUGAUGAGUCUGUGACCCCCAUUGCCCCAAAUGACCUCCUGCGGUUUGAAACUUCCCUGCUGCCAUAUCUCUUGUUCUAUAGGCGACUUGACACCUUCACGCAGGCACCACGGUGAGGCUAGUCAGGUCCAGCCACAACAGCAGCAGCGACUCUUGUGGCUCUAGCUAUCCCAUGUGUGGGUUUUAUGGGGUCUUUCGUCUCUGGGCAGUUUUCUCUGUACCAAAGACUGUGUUAGGUGGUGCACUCGGCCGAGGCCAUUUGAGCAGAGAGGAACUUUUAGGGAAGGAAGAAAAAUUGUUUAAACAGACCCUCCAGGUGCGACAGGAGUUGGGUCCCACCUGACUGGUGGGAGCAAAAUUUUUUUGAACACGUGCAGGCAGCAGUGUUUGGGCUUGAGGAGUUCUGCUGCUGCUCCCAAGUGGCUGUGGGCAGAAGAGGUGGAAAAACAAUGCCAUCGUGAACCCAGAGAUCUGUGUGGUGCCUCUCAACUGACAGCGAGGUAUUGAAAGCAAGCAGGCCUGUUCUGGUGAACAAGGAUGUGUGUGGUGUGCGUGUGUGUGCAUGCAUGCUACAUUUGAUCUUAAGUGACUUUUUAAGUGUGAUUUUAGUUUCGCAGGCUGCGGGAACAUUUUUCGGUGGGGUUCUUCGAUCUUGCCAACGCACGAGGAGACUGGUGUCGCCAAUGCCUGCUGCCUUUUUCUCAGCCUGUCAUAGUUGCGUGAAAUGCCGUCUCAACAGAAUUUCCUCUGAGUGUAUUUAUUCUCUGGGCAAUUUUUUUUUUUUUUUUUCCUUGGAGUCUCCCAACUCCUGUCUUUAAAAAAAAUUGAGUCAGACCACACUUCAUUUUUACCGCUGCAUGCCUAUCUGUAUGCACGAUCAAUGUACAUAAUACCCUGGAAAGUGGAGGUUUGGGGGGGCGGGGGGGGAACCAAUGACAAAAUUGAUUCCUGUCGAAGUGCCUCAUCUUCGUGACGAUGGAGCUGACUUUUCUCUUUUUUCUCCCCCUACGAGUUGUUUUCAACACAAGUGACUGAAGCGUAGGUUAGCAUGUUGAAUGUGUGCAAAUGUCUUGCAUUAGUUUUUUCUUUUCUUUUUCUUUGUCUGCUCGCAUUUUGUUAUCCAUUGCUCGGCUUCCCCAUUCAGGUGUUGACGUCCCUUGCCCUGCUUUAGAGGGCAAGUGAAAUUAACGGUGCUCUGUGAAAAGACCUGGCAGUAGACAUUCCUUGGAGUAGGAAAAAGAUGCUUUGGUUUGGAGACUGUGUAUAAAAAUUUAGCAGUGAAGGAAUGCCAAUAUAUGAUAUUGGAUUGUUUAUGAACAUGCGUGUUCUUUAGUGUUACUUAACUUCGUGACAGCUCUUAUCAACCCAUGUUGUAGGUGCAUGCUGCCACGUUUGAAACUGUGCCUAGAGUUCUGAAUUACCCUCGCAAUGUUCGAUGCAGUCGUUUUAACUGUGAUGUGUCGUAUUCACUUCACCAACCAUAACCAGAGUGCACUGCUUGCAACGUUAAAAUUUUUUUUUUCCUCUUCAUUGUCGUCUGGUUCGGCAUGUGUUCGGGGCUCCGGUGCAGCUUUGAACCAUCGAGCUAGUCAGGGUUGUUUUGGACGGCUAGUUGGCUAGCUGAUGCUAGGUGUUGGCACUUCAAACUGUUUUUUAACCUUUCUGUACAUAGAGGUGUGAAUGACGUAUGUAUACGAGUGUGUUAUAGGUUCUUGAAGUGUCUGCAGGUAUGCAGCUAAGUUAAGCAAGCAAGCAAAAUACUACUACAUAGUGAUGCAAGUUGAGCCUUUGUGGAAGUUAUUUUUCUUUUGCGUGUUCCUGGGAAAACUAAUUUGUGUAAUUGGUGGUGAGUCGGGGGGGAUAAGCCAUUUCAAGAAGUCUUCAGAUUUUGUGGAGGAAGAGUACAUAUACAUAUAUAUUAUAUAUAUAUAUAUAUUUCUUACAUCGUGUACAUAGCUAGGAAUUGCUUCACAUUAGCAGGAGAAAUGUUGGUGACAGUUGUUCUUUUUCCCACACAGUGGUGUACCUUUUCUGUGCUCUUCAUUGGGGUGUAUCUAUGCUUUUAUGUGAUCACAAAAGUUGAAUACUGCAUUGAAACCUGCAAAGUGUGAAUAGGAUUUUUUAAAAUAAAAACUGUUCUUGCAAA